Molecule: messenger RNA, 1011 nt
Organism: Coniosporium apollinis CBS 100218
Lineage: Eukaryota; Fungi; Ascomycota; Dothideomycetes
Exons: 2
Coding region: 1-1011 (336 amino acids)
Biological process (GO): lipid metabolic process
Cellular component (GO): membrane
Molecular function (GO): oxidoreductase activity, acting on the CH-CH group of donors
Source: RefSeq, a predicted model, not a curated record
AUGACCCUUCUAUCAACCCUCCUCCACGCAACCAACUUCAAAACCCCCCUCCUCCGCACCCUCAUCCCCUCCAUAGCCCUCGCCUACGGCAUCCAAGCCGCCGUCGCCAUCCCCUCCAUAGCCGCGCAAUCAGAGCGCUUUUACGACCUCUCAGGCUCACUCACCUACCUCUCCUGCACAGCGCUGAGCCUGUAUCUCCCUGUCCUGCGCGCCCGUGCCGCCUCAGCUGCAUCCGCAGGCGUCCUGUCCGCAGCACGCGCACCGCAAUGGCCGAGCCUGAUCGCGAGCGCGCUGAAUAGGGGUGAGGCUGCUGGAGGGUUCUGGAACUGGCGGCAGGUCGUUUUGAGCGCUGCUGUAGGAAUAUGGGCGACGCGGCUGGGGUCCUACCUCUUCCUCCGCAUCCUCGAUGACGGCGCCGACUCUCGCUUCGAGGAGAUAAAGCGCUCACCCCCAAAAUUCCUCGGCGCAUUCAUGGCCCAAGCAACAUGGGUGACCCUCUGUGCGUUGCCUGUCCUAACCCUCAACUCCCUCCCCGUGGGCACCUUCGCUUUGCUCCCCCGCCUCCUCCCCACCGACCUGCUAGGCCUCACCCUCUUCAUCACCGGCCUCGCCUUCGAAGUCAUCGCAGACCGCCAGAAGGCCCAGUGGAGCAAAGAGAAGAAGGAGAAAAAGCACAGUGAAGACUUCCUAACCCGCGGCCUUUGGAGCCGGAGCCGCCACCCCAACUACUUCGGCGAGGUGACGCUGUGGAGCGGUAUCGCUGUCGCAGCGGGCGGGGUGCUAAUAUCUCAGGCCGGGCAGCACGGGAUGGGUUUGUCGGGCGGGAUAGGGGGGAGGGCGGCGGCACUGGCGAUGGCGGCGGUGAGUCCGGCGUUUGUGGCGUUUCUGCUGUUGAAGGUGUCGGGUGUGCCGCUUAGUGAGGAGAAGUAUGAUAAGCGGUUUGGGGGGAGGAGGGAUUACAUGGAGUGGAAAGCGAAUACGCCGGUAAUGGUGCCCAAGAUAUGGAGCUAG